AUGCUGAUUUCCCAUUCUCGUGUGCGUCGUCUUUUCCCUCUUCUCUAUUCUCGAUUUUUUCAAUUGAUCGCCUUCGUCCUCUCCGUUUAUUUCUUCUACAAUGCGUAUCGGAAUCACACUGAGAAGCAAUGGAUCGAUCCCGAGUGUUUAUGCAAAGAUCAAGACGGAAAUGAGUACGAUUUUUGCUAUCAUUUACCUGAAAACGGGAAAAAAGGGAAACGAUUCGCGUGUGAUUAUGUGAAAGAUGUCAAGAGAUUAGGAUUGCUACCGGAUUAUCCAACAAUCGAUUUGACAAAGAGCCACGUUCCUGAACCAAUCUUUGUCACCGCAUUUUCAGAGAAUCAUUGGGAUGAAGCAAAGAGAUUGAUUGCCCUGAUUCGUCAACAUUGGCGUCAGCAAAAAGUUAUUAUCUAUGAUUUGGGGAUAACAAGUUCAACAGCCGCAGAAAUCAAUGGAUUUUGUAAUGUCGAACUUCGAAAAUUCCCAUUUGAUGUCUAUCCUCAAUAUGUUCGUCAGUUGGCUGAGUAUCGCUGGAAACCGAUUGUGAUCGCGGAAACAUUGAAAGAAUUCGGCGCCAUUUGGUAUAUGGACAGUUCAAUCACAUGGAGGAAACAGAAUUUAUCGCAUGUUUACGAUUUGUUAAACUGUCGGAGUAAAGUCGGUUUCGAGAAAACCCCAUUGCCAUCGAUUGCAGAGAGGGAUUCCCGAGAAAACACAACAAUUCACGAGUCGGGAUGGACACUCGACGUGUGGGAUGACAAUUUGAAAGCUUGUAGAAAGUCAGCUUACAUGUUCCACGGAUGGACUGGUCACGGGAUCUAUCCAGCUACAUCACAUCAUCUUUACGAAUGGAUUCCAACAAAUUUUGAUGAGAUUAUAAAGCCAAAAGCGAAAAUGUAUGAGGCGGGAUUUGUGUACGCGGUGAGAACAAAGGACACUGUCGAGAGGAUUAUGCGAUGGUAUGUCUUGUGCGCUUUAGAAGACAAUUGUAUGGCUCCAAGAGGGAUUCCUGGGAUCUCUCUUGGUUGUCAAUGGGGAGCCUCGAAAUUCUCUGACUACGCGAAUUGUCAUCGUUACGAUCAAUCAGUCGCCAAUUUAUUAGCGGCUAAUGGCUUUAACAAUAUCAUGAUGCGAGCUUUUUUCCUUUUGGCAUUGAUCUCAGUGGCUACAGCGUUGAAAUGUUACAAAGACAACAGUGGAGAUGAGCAUCAUUCAGGAAAUGAACGAGAAGUCUCAUGCUCUUGCGGGGAUUAUUGCAUCAAGUACUAUGCACAAGCAGCCAGUGUGAAAGCGGCAACGUGGGAUUGCGGAUGUGCGACACCGGCCGGGAUGAAAGUGAACAUGUGCACAAAAGAAGGCAAAUCGACGUAUGGAUCGAAUCCCGUGCUUGAAGUGAAUUGUUGUUCGGGCGAUUUGUGCAAUGGUUCCUCAACCGCUAAAUUCUCUUUCAUUACCGCUUUCGUCUCAUUUUUCCUUUACAUGAUCGCUAAA
Messenger RNA from Mesorhabditis belari, 1491 nucleotides. The record is from the annotation of a GenBank genome assembly. NCBI's taxonomy places the organism in Eukaryota, Metazoa, Nematoda, Chromadorea, Rhabditida, Rhabditidae.